Molecule: messenger RNA, 597 nt
Organism: Homalodisca vitripennis (glassy-winged sharpshooter)
Lineage: Eukaryota; Metazoa; Arthropoda; Insecta; Hemiptera; Cicadellidae
Exons: 1
Coding region: 1-597 (198 amino acids)
Molecular function (GO): nucleic acid binding
Source: RefSeq, a predicted model, not a curated record
AUGAAUCAUACAUCAUUUAAGAGGUGGUUUUGUGAAGAUCUUCUACCAAGUUUGGAAGAACCUACAGUCAUCGUUAUGGACAAUGCACCCUACCACUUCGCACAAAUUGACAAAGUUCCCUCAUCUAAUUGGAUGAAAAAAGAUAUACAAGACUGGUUAAAUAGAAAAAAUAUUGAUUUUCUUGACAAGGAAACUAAAGCGGAAUUACUUGUAAAAGUGAUACCUUUUAAACAACACAAAAAAUACGAGCUUGACGAACUAGCGUUGUCAUGGGGCCAUGAAGUGGUGAGGUUGCCUCCUUACCACUGCCAGUACAACCCGAUUGAACUUAUCUGGGCACAAGUCAAGCGAGAAGUUGCUACAAGAAAUAGUACUUUCGAAUUAGCAGAUGUUGAAAAACUCACUUCAGAAGCUAUAGAUAACGUCACCGCUGUCGAUUGGGAAAAUUGUGUGAGACACAGUGAGAAUUUGCAGUCUGACGAUUGGGCUAAAGAAAUUGUUAGAGAUGAAAUAAUGGAACCAUUUAUUAUAAACCUUAGAGACGACUCAUCAGACAGUGAAAACAGCGACAGUGACUGUGACAUUGACAAAGAUUAA